Colletotrichum graminicola M1.001 is the source of this 468-nucleotide messenger RNA. RefSeq lists its product as uncharacterized. The coding region runs from base 1 to 468 and encodes 155 amino acids. The transcript is spliced from 2 exons. The record is from RefSeq and is a predicted model, not a curated record. NCBI's taxonomy places the organism in Eukaryota, Fungi, Ascomycota, Sordariomycetes, Glomerellales, Glomerellaceae.
AUGCGCGUUCUCAUCUUGCUCCCGGCCUUCCUGACCUCUUUGGCAGGCACCGCGUUGGCCAAGCCCGAACUGAUCAGGAGCGUGAGCAGCCCCAUAUACCACCUGUACCUCCAGUCGUACCCCAAGGACACGUCGAUCCCUGUCCUGGGCCCCGAGGCGUCAGCAGAGUACUUCAAUAUCGCCGGGACUAUCCAGAGCGCCAACUCGAGUUUGUACCUGGGUAUCAAGAGCGAUGCGACGUCGUACAAGUCGCUCCUGUUCAGCAAGGACUCUGUCGAUGCGUGGGGGCUUGAGGGGGACACCAUUAUGACCAAGCAGGGCAGCAGCUGGGGGCGCCAGCUCAACUUCCUGGCCUGUGAGUUGGAGAACACGAGCUACUGGCAACUGUAUCUCCAGACGGGGAGCGACAUGCCCACCGGCAGGAAUUGCAGCAACUACCAGACGAUCCAUCUGCCAUGCCUCUGCUAG